CAGCGAGUGACAAAUAAUUACCCAGCUUGGAAGAGUAAAGUGUUUUUCUAGUGGAUCCACUGAUGUUUUCAUCCAAAAUUGUGAAGAAGAGGCUGCAUGGCGGAGGUGUGCUCUAUGGGGAGUACCAGGAACACCAGGGGGGGUCCGGCAGACGGGAGGCCACACGACUGCUGACAGAGAGGCAGAUCAAGAAACAUGGCAGCCACCACCGCGGCCACGGGAGGGCACGGCACGGACACGGCCGCCGGAGCCACGGCCAGAAUGGGUUCCACGGUCGCCACGGACACCAGCACAGCUACCACCGACACAGGACCAGGCAUCAGUCCGACAUGGAGACGGAGGCCGCGGAGGAGCAGCCGGCCGAACCCGAGCUCACGUCGUCCAUGAAGAAGAAGCGGUCCUACUCCAAGUGUAGAGAUUGCAUCGCUCGGGUGCAGCGGUUCCUCGUGACCAGACUUGGAGAGGACUGGAUCUUCCUGGUCCUGCUGGGCAUCACCAUGGCUCUGGUCAGCUGGACCAUGGACUACGCCAGCGCGAAGAGCCUGCAGGGUUCUGGUAUCCCCGAGUUAAAGACCAUCCUCAGAGGUGUGGUGCUGAAAGAGUAUUUGACCCUGAAGGCUUUCGUGGCGAAGGUCAUCGGCCUGACAGCAGCUCUGGGCAGCGGCAUGCCUGUGGGGAAAGAGGGCCCGUUUGUUCACAUUGCCAGCAUCUGCGCAGCUGUUCUCAGCAGGUUCAUGUCUUUCUUCUCAGGAGUUUAUCAGAAUCCAUACUGCUACACAGACAUCCUGACAGUGGGCUGUGCUGUCGGGGUCGGCUGCUGCUUUGGAACUCCACUCGGAGGUGUGCUCUUCAGCAUCGAGGUCACAUCCACCUACUUUGCUGUGAGAAACUACUGGAGAGGAUACUUUGCUGCCACUUUCAGUGCCUUCAUAUUCAGAGUUCUGUCCGUGUUCAACAAGGACGCAGUCACCAUCACAGCUCUGUUCAGGACAAACUUUCGCAUGGACUUUCCCUUCGACCUCCAAGAGCUGCCGGCCUUCGCCAUCAUUGGGAUCUGCUGUGGGUUUCUGGGGGCGUUCUUCGUCUAUCUCAACAGACAGGUGGUGCUCUUCAUGAGGCGACCCAACGCCAUGACCCGCUUCCUGAUUAAACACCGGCUGGUUUUUCCUGCGGUGGUAACGCUGGUCAUCGCCACCCUGACCUUCCCGCCCGGGUUCGGCCAGUUCAUGGCUGGAGAGCUGAUGCCCAGAGAGUGCAUCAGCUCGCUGUUUGACAACUUCACAUGGACGAAGAUAUCGGCUUCUCCUCCUCCCGUCGGUCUGGGCCGCUCUGCCGCCUGGCUGCACCCCGACGUCAGCGUCUUCAUCAUCCUGCUGCUCUUCCUGCUCAUGAAGUUUUGGAUGUCUGCAGUCGCCACAACGAUGCCAAUACCAUCCGGAGCCUUCAUGCCUGUCUUCAUUCUAGGAGCGGCGUUCGGCAGGCUGGUCGGGGAGAUCAUGGCCACCCUCUUUCCUCAUGGGAUUGUGUUCGAUGGCAUCCUGUACCGCAUCAUCCCUGGAGGGUACGCAGUGAUUGGAGCGGCGGCGUUGACCGGAGCCGUGACUCACACGGUGUCCACGGCGGUGAUCUGCUUCGAGCUGACGGGUCAGAUCUCCCACAUCCUGCCCAUGAUGGUGGCUGUGAUCCUGGCCAACAUGGUGGCCCAGGGCCUGCAGCCCUCGCUGUAUGACUCCAUCAUCCAGGUCAAGAAGCUGCCGUACCUGCCGGAGCUCGGGUUCGGACACAUGAGUCAGUACAACAUCUUUGUUGGGGACAUCAUGGUGAGGAAAGUGAAGUUCAUAUCCUCCCAGUCCACGUACAGAGAGGUCAAACACCUGCUGGACUCGUACUCGCUCAAAUCCAUCCCGUUGGUCGACUCCAAAGACUCCAUGAUCCUGCUGGGCAGCAUCGACAGGGUGGAGCUGCUGGCUCUCUGCGACUGGUGGCUGUCUCCUGAAAGAAGGUUCCUGAUGCAGGGUCGCAGCCUUCAGGAGCAGAACCAGACUCAGAGACACAGCUGGGAGUCCUUCGCCUUCGUGGAUGAGGAAGGAGAAGAGGAGGAUGAGAAGAGCGCCCCGGCGCAGGAGGAGAGGAACGGGCCCCUGCCGAACCCGAAGCCCCUGGAGCCGUCCUCCAACCACAGCGCUCCCGUCCCCGACAAAGGUCCUCUCCAGUCCGUGAGGAAAACACUCAGAAGCCUCUUCACCUCCGCCAAGAGACCCGCAGAGGGGCCGUCACAGGAGCCGCAGCCUCCUCUGAUCUCUGACACGAUGACCCCAGAAGAGAUCAAAGCGUGGGAAGAGGCAGAGAUGGACAAGCCGAUGGAAAUCGAUGAGAUCCGAGUGGACCCUUCGCCUUUCCAGUUGGUGGAGAGAACGUCGUUACACAAGACCCACACCUUGUUCUCGCUGCUGGGCCUGAGCCACGCUUAUGUGACCAGUAUCGGCAAACUGGUGGGGGUGGUGGCGCUGAAAGAGCUCCAGAAAGCCAUCGAGGGCUCCACCCGCUCGGGGGUCCGCCUCCGGCCCCCCCUGGCCAGCUUCCGGGACAUCAGCAACCACAACUCCGUCUCCAAGCCUCCGCCGUCGUCCUCCACCUCCCCGUCGUCCCCGUCCUCUCCGUCCUCCACCUCCCCUCCUUCGCCUCAAAUCGUUCCAGAGCCCGCCGCCCCGCCGCCCACGCCCCCCCAUCACCACCACCACCACCACCACCACCACCUCCACCCCCACCACGGCCACCUGAACGAGACGGAGGUGUGGAUCGAGGGCGUCUCCAGGGAGCCGAGCAGCAGCGGCAGCGUGGGCAGCAGCAGCACGGCGGCCUCCCCCUCAGCCAGCCCCAGCUGCAGCUGCAGGAGCAACCUCACCCUCCCUCCGUCAUCCACGCCUCCCCCCGUCCCGUCUCCACCCGCCACCCCUCCGCCUCCUCCCCCGCUCUCUCCCCCCUCCCCGUCCAUCUCCCUCUCCACUCUGAGGGUCCUGCAGGGGCUGCUGGAGGCGGCGGAGGACAGCGACGACGAGCCAAUGGUUUAGCUUCAGCUUCCACAUGAAUGAGGCCUUCCAAAUCAAUGGCAAACCUCCGUUGCUCUGAGGAGACGUGAACCCGGCGAACCGCUCCAGUCUUCAGCGCUACCUGAUCGUUUGUGUCUUUAAAAGAGGGAUUUUUAUCACAGGAGAACAGGCGCUAUUGAUUUCUUUCUCUCUUUUUUUUUUCUAAACUGGCAGCAGACCAUCUGGGUAGCAGGAGACUAAUGGAGCUGCUCAGUCCACUGUGGAAGAUUGGCCAGAGCCCCACAACGACCUCCAAAUUGUCUGCUGACCUUGUGGAUGCAGCCUCGGAGCUCAUCUCAUCACGGUUAAGUUGAUAGAUGGUGCAGUUAAGGGCGGCUGACGACAGCACAGCCACAGGUUUUUUUUUUUUCUUUUCUUUUUUUUUCCCCCAUAAUCAGAACGAUGCCUCCCACAUCGGACCGAGAGCCGUGUUCAGAUCGCACAAAGAAUACGAGUAAAGCACAGAGGGGAGAAAAAACAGGAUUUCUAUCUAACUCAUGACAUUAAAGAUCAGUUUAUAUCCAGGUGAUGUUUGCAGGAAUUUCUUGGAUUGUUUUGUACCAAAGCCAAAGUUCAGCCUGAAUGUUCUUACAUUUUCCUUUUAGAAGAUAACUCCAUGUGACCGUGCCUUCUUUGGUUCCUGGUAUUUACUCUACCCUAACCAGGAGUAUGAAAUGGUUACUAAAUGGGUAUUCAGGUAAAAAAAUUCAGAAGCUGUACCUCCAUUCACACCUGUGCUGCACAGUUAAAACUUUGUCACAAUGUUCACACCUCAAAAUGAGACGCAGACUUAUGACGACAGUGAGGUAUUUUCCAAUUACAGUUUCAAUUAUUUUAAUGAAUGAUCAAUCACCAGCACGUCUGUUUACCUCGGCGCUGCCAUGAUGAUUACACGGUGCUCACUAGAAUCUGAUUGACUUUUAAUGAAGACGUAAAACUGAAAAUGCUGUUUGAUGUUUUGUGCACAAAGAAAAUAAAGUUCUUUUUUUAUUUCCUCAUUUCAAAAAAUUGAAAUCUACUCCAAUGUUCGAUCCUAUUUGUGGAACUGUUUGAAUUCUAAAUGCUGAACUGACUGAAAAUUGGUAGUUUAAUCCUGUCAGUGUUUUUGACUAAACCAUAUAUUUGAUAUUGACUACCUUGGUAUUCCAGCUACUUCCUGACUUUGAUCAACUCUGUAAAAGAUUAUUUUACACUUUUAACCAUGUUUUAAUGUUAUCGUUCAAGAAUUGCACACUGAGGCUUUAAACUUAAAUCCCCUUUUAACAGAUGUUUAAUGCACUUUUUUUGUCUGAAGGACAAAUUUUGGACUUGCAGUAUUUUUGAAAUGCCGCUGUGUGUCUAAUACCUGAAUUUAUGCACCUGUCAUUUUUCCUGUCAUCCCGCUCCUUCUUCCUCUCUCCUUCUCAUCUACCGGACUCAGUUUCUCAGGUGCUUCGAAGUCUUUAAAGCUCCAGAUCUAUUACUCUCUCCCUGUCUGUCUGGAGAGGGUCGCUCUGUACAGGUCUGAGUGCGCAGUCUUUUCGUUGUGUUGACCAUUAUGUCUGGAUUUAUUUCUGUUUACUAGAGCCAAGUGUUUUCUCAAAACUUUGUAAAACUGUGAAUAGUGUAGUUUAAUAAAGUGUUAUGUGAAAUGUGUUCACGCUGUGA
Salarias fasciatus (jewelled blenny) is the source of this 4736-nucleotide messenger RNA. RefSeq names its product chloride channel protein 1-like. Gene Ontology annotation, molecular function: voltage-gated chloride channel activity. Bases 63 to 3071 code for a protein of 1002 amino acids. NCBI's taxonomy places the organism in Eukaryota, Metazoa, Chordata, Actinopteri, Blenniiformes, Blenniidae. Gene Ontology annotation, cellular component: plasma membrane. The record is from RefSeq and is a predicted model, not a curated record. Gene Ontology annotation, biological process: chloride transport; transmembrane transport. The transcript has 24 exons.